Molecule: messenger RNA, 621 nt
Organism: Neurospora tetraspora
Lineage: Eukaryota; Fungi; Ascomycota; Sordariomycetes; Sordariales; Sordariaceae
Exons: 2
Coding region: 1-621 (206 amino acids)
Source: RefSeq, a predicted model, not a curated record
AUGAAGCUCCUCGCGUCGCUUGCCUCGGCGCUCUUGGUCGCCGCAACGGCCGCAACGGCUCAGGUCGUCACCGUCCCAAUCUAUAUCCAGCCCGUCAACUCCUCCUCUGCGCCAUCCUUCCUCGCCGAAGUCAGCUACGACACCGCACAAGACCCAAGCAGCGCGGUAACACCGGUGGUGUCUGCCUACGAAGCGCCCGAGAUCCUCGACGACUUGGAGGGCCACGAGCUCCUACGCAUCGGCGUGUACGAUAAGGCGGAAAAGAAGUGGGCGUCCUCUACAUCAGUCAUAUCGGCGGAAAACUUUGGCAAGGGGUACGCGCCACACUUUGUGCUGUCGGUGGACGAGAGCAAUCAGAAGGGGAGCUAUGACAACCAGCACGUCCUGGGCGUCGCCUUCAAAGGCAUCAGGAUCGAUGCCGGACAGACAAGGGACUUUGGACCGCAGGCGGUGCUGGUGCGCACAACGCAGGGCAAGCAGCCAGAGCUGAACAAGCCGGUUGUGCUGUCGCCGGAGGGCAAGCAGGUGGUGCCGCAGGAGAAGACGCUUUUACAGAAGUACUGGUGGGUUAUUGCCAUUGUUAUGGUCCUCUCCCUGGGAGGCGGAGGCGAUGGGAAGUAA